AUGGGGGCGAAAUAUGGCAUCCCUGUCCCUUUUUACCGGAACUUCCAUGGGAAUUACUCCAAUGAUCUCUUGCUACUUGUCCCUCCGGUGCAAGCCUUUCAGCGCAACACAAGCGAGAAGAAGGAGAAGAUCAAGUGGCCUAAAGCCAACAACAAAGCAGUGUGGGAAGAGCUAGAUAGUGAUCUUAGCAACGUUCUGGAGCAAAGCCUGAAAGGGGAUGUAGAAAGGAAGUUGAACCACUUUGGAACUUUGGUGUAUAGCUUCUGCAGCGAGAGGUUUGGAACUCUAGUGAGCCAGGGGCGUGGUUCCAAUGUACAAGCUAGCACAGGAAGGAGGGAAAGAGAAAUUGCCAGACUAGUCCAGCGUAGACGUCAGCUAAGGAAACUAUGGAGGAAGGCAAGUCCCGACGAGAGGGUUGGCCUCCAUGCGCUAUGGGAGGAAGUAAGAUCCAGACUAAAGUCCUUAAGAAGAGCAGAAAGGUUGAGGAGGAAGCGUAAGAGAAAAGAGACACAAAGACGGCAGUUCUACAAGCACCCCUACAAAUUUGCCAGGUCCUUGUUAGAAGAGAAGAAGGGUGGGACAUUGUCUGUCGAGAAAGAAGACCUCGAGGCUCACCUGAGGGAAACUUACUCUGACCCGGAAAGAAGUAAGCCACUGAGCUCUCCCGGAUAUGUACCCAGGCCGCCUGAGCCUUCAAUCCCCAUGGACAUAUCCCAACCAAAGUGGAGUGAGCUGUCUGCAGCAGUACGCAGAGCAAGAGCAGCAGCAGCUCCUGGACCGAAUGGAGUUCCUUAUAGAGUUUACAAAAUGUGCCCAAAGACUCUGUACCUUCUAUGGAAGCUCAUGAGGGUGGCAUGGAGAAAGCAUUGUAUUCCAGUCUCAUGGAGAAGAGCAGGUGGGGUCCUGAUACCCAAGGAAAAGGUGUCAACAACCAUCAACCAGUUUCGUAACAUUUCAUUGCUGAAUGUGGAAGGCAAACUGUUCUUCACUGUAUUGGCUAAAAGACUCACAAGCUACCUGAUCAGCAACAGGCUCAUCGAUACAGAAGUGCAAAAAGCAGGAAUCCCUGGUUUUCCAGGAUGCAUAGAACACGCAAACACAAUUUGGAGUCAAAUUCAGUCCGCCAGGAAACAGAAGGAAGAUCUCCAUGUUGUAUGGCUUGAUCUUGCCAAUGCCUACGGUUCCCUACCCCAUAAGGUCAUUCAGUAUGCCUUGAACUUCUUCCAUGUUCCAGGGGAAGUAAAGGGGAUGAUUAACAACUAUUUUGCGGACUUCAAACUCAGCAUCAGCACAAGGAACUUCACAACCGAAUGGCAGAGACUGGAAAAGGGAAUAGCGAUGGGCUGCUCAAUAUCCCCCCUGCUAUUCACCAUGGGGUUUGAGAUCCUGUUGAUUGGAGCCAAGCAAGUGGUGGGGGGUGUGAGAGCACCAUCAGGAGAGAAGAUGCCACCAUUGCGAGCAUUCAUGGACGAUGUUACGAGCAUCCUCCGAACAGCACCAUGUACCAACCGGGUUUUACUCAGACUGGAAGAGCUCACAGCAUGGGCAGGCAUGCAGUUCAAGCCAUCCAAAUCAAGAAGCCUAUCCCUCAGGAAGGGAAAGCUCAGCGGUAGGACCUUCUCCGUCAAUGGCCAACAUAUUCCUACCAUCCAAGAAGAGUCAGUCAAAAGUCUGGGCCGCCUGUACACAAGUAAUCUGAAUGACAAAGGAAGGGGGCAGGAAGUAUUAGAGCAAGCCUGCAAUGGUCUCCAACAGAUAGACAAGAGUGAGCUCCCAGGCAGACUGAAAAUGUGGUGUGUUCAAUUUAUGCUGUUUCCAAGGCUCAAGUGGCCACUCAAGAUGUACAACAUUUCUGUGUCAACAGUUGACCAGAUCGACAGAAAGGCCAACGCCUACUUCCGACGGUGGUUAGGUGUGCCGAGAUGUCUCUCAUCUGUCGCUCUGUAUGGCAAGAACAAGCUCAACCUUCCUUUCUCGUCAAUUGCAGAAGACUUCAAGUUAGAAAAGGUCCGACUGGUGUUGGAAUUGGAGGGCUCUCAGGACUCUUCAGUGAGAGCAGCAAACCAAGGCCUUAGCACUGGAAAGAAAUGGAGUGCAAGUACCUCCAUUAGUCAAGCCAUCAGUAGACAACAACACAAAGACCUGGUGGGAUCAGUCCAAGUGGGGCGAGCAGGUUUUGGCUGGGGCAAGAGAGACCAAAGGUGGAAAAGUGCGAACCCCAGUGAAAGGAGACAGUUGGUUAUCCAAGAGGUUAAGAGGAUGGAGGAGGAGAGGCGGAGAGUAACAGCAGUCGGCCAGAGCCAACAGGGAGCCUGGCUCAACUGGGAAGGCGCAGUGGAGAGGAGGCUCACGUGGAGCGAUCUGUGGAGCAUGCAGAAUGCUAGGUUGAGUUUCCUCCUCCGCUCAGUGUAUGAUGUCCUCCCCAGCCCCUACAACCUCACCCGCUGGUAUAAAAACGAGGAGUCUUGUCAACUGUGCGGCCAAGCCCAAGCUGACCUGAAACACAUUCUAUCUAACUGCAAAAUUGCCUUACAACAGGGUCGUUACACAUGGAGGCAUAACAAGGUGCUCAGGCUAAUUGCAGUGAUGCUGGAGGAGGUGAGGAAGAAAGCCAAAGGUGCUACUGCACGAACACAACCAAUCCAGUUUGUAAGGGAGGGCCAGAAGCCCAAAUCAGCAGACAGCAACAACAUCAACACUGGCGGCGGCCCACUGAGUAGAGGGAAAUGGGAAAUGGCAGUAGAUCUUGAUAGACAACUCCGUUUUCCAAGUACAAUUUGUGUCACACAGUUGAGACCCGAUCUGGUUCUGUGGUCAGAGGACCAGAAGUCUGUGCUGAUUAUAGAACUUACCGUUCCAUGGGAAGAGAAUAUUCAAGAGGCCUACGAGAGGAAGAAACUAAAAUACGAAGAGUUAGCUGAUCAAUGUAAACAACAAGGGUGGAGAAGCAGAGUCUACCCAGUCGAGGUCGGAACCAGAGGGUUUGCAGGAACAUCCCUCCUACGCUUGUGUAGGGAUCUACAGAUACAGGGGAAGAUACAGUCUCAGUUUGUCAGGCAGGUGACUGAAGAGGCAGAAAGAAGCAGCUUUGUCCUGUGGAUCAAAAGGAAGGACAAGUGUUGGAAGAAAGCCGCCUAG
Molecule: messenger RNA, 3138 nt
Organism: Branchiostoma floridae (Florida lancelet)
Lineage: Eukaryota; Metazoa; Chordata; Leptocardii; Amphioxiformes; Branchiostomatidae
Exons: 3
Coding region: 1-3138 (1045 amino acids)
Source: RefSeq, a predicted model, not a curated record